Octodon degus (degu) is the source of this 1485-nucleotide messenger RNA. Its product is annotated as double C2-like domain-containing protein gamma. Lineage: Eukaryota; Metazoa; Chordata; Mammalia; Rodentia; Octodontidae. Bases 1 to 1167 code for a protein of 388 amino acids. The transcript is spliced from 10 exons. Gene Ontology annotation, cellular component: membrane. The record is from RefSeq and is a predicted model, not a curated record.
AUGGAGGACACUGCGCCAGAGGGCUGGCGGCGGCCACGGGUGAGCAUGCAGGAGCAUAUGGCCAUCGACGUGAGCCCGGGCCCCAUCCGGCCCAUCCAUCUCAUCUCUGACUACUUUCCACACUUCUACCCCUUUGCCGAGCCUGUGCGUUGUACCCCCGACUUGCUCCCAGCUACAGCCACAGCCAACUGCUCCAUACCCCAGCUGCAGCUCGACCAGGAGCCAGAGGCAGACUCCGAUGACAGCACUGCCCUGGGGACCCUUGAAUUCACGCUUCUCUUUGAUGCGGACAACAGUGCCCUGCAUUGCACAGCCCAUAGGGCCAAGGGCCUCAAGCCACCAGCUACAGGCUCCGUGGACACGUAUGUCAAAGCCAAUCUGCUUCCAGGGGCCAGCAAGGCCAGCCAGCUUCGGACCCGCACUGUUCGGGGCACGAGGGAACCUGUCUGGGAGGAGACACUCACCUAUCAUGGCUUCACCCGCCAAGAUGCUGGGCGCAAGACCCUUCGGUUGUGUGUGUGUGAGGACCCAAGGCUUCGGCGACGCCGGCGGGCACCUCCUCUGGGGGAGCUCCGGGUGCCCCUGAGGAAGCUGGUGCCCAACCGAGCCAGGAGUUUUGACAUCUGUCUGGAGAAGCGCAGGCUGACUAAGAGGCCCAAGAGCCUGGACACAGCCCGUGGCAUGUCCCUGUAUGAGGAGGAGGAAGUGGAGGCAGAGAAGGCUGGGGAGGAGCGUGGGCGCAUCCUGCUGUCCUUAUGCUACACUUCCCAGCGGGGUGGUCUGCUGGUGGGCGUGCUGCGCUGUGCCCAUCUGGCUCCCAUGGAUGCUAAUGGCUACUCGGACCCUUUUGUCCGCCUUUUCCUGCAUCCAAACUCAGGCAAGAAAUCUAAAUACAAGACGAGUGUUCGGAGGAAGACUUUGAAUCCUGAGUUCAAUGAGGAAUUCUUCUAUGCAGGCCCUCGUGAGGAGCUGGCCAAGGCAGUGCUGCUGGUGUCUGUGUGGGACUAUGACCUGGGGACAGCUGAUGACUUUAUUGGUGGCGUGCAGCUGAGCAGCCAGGCUAGUGGAGAGCGCCUGCACCACUGGCGUGAGUGCCUGGGUCGCAGUGACCACCGGCUGGAGCUGUGGCACCCGCUGGACGGUGUGGCCCCCCAGCUUGGCGACUAACCAUAGGACUGGGCUUGCAGCCUCCCCUCAUGGCGGUGAGGAUGACCCUGGAGCUGCAGGAGCACCUGGGCUGCCCCAGUUGCUAUGCCCAUCUUUUACCUUUCCUAUCCCCAAGUUUUACCUUCACCUGCUCCAAAUCAUGAAGCCAAAAUAAAGUUAAUCCUUCUGACCAGACCCCAGCCUAUCUUCUCUCUGGCCAUGUGUUGUCUUCCUGGCUGCCACUUCACAGAGCAGACCUGCCUGUUGUCUCCCACCCUGCAGAAACCUUAGCUGGGCCAGGCCCAGCCCUCCCACCUUCCAUGCCACCCUGACUCCUAC